Messenger RNA from Alternaria alternata, 1380 nucleotides. RefSeq lists its product as hypothetical. The coding region runs from base 487 to 1119 and encodes 210 amino acids. The record is from RefSeq and is a predicted model, not a curated record. NCBI's taxonomy places the organism in Eukaryota, Fungi, Ascomycota, Dothideomycetes, Pleosporales, Pleosporaceae. The transcript has a single exon.
GCUCAUGCAACAGAUCAAGAACCAAGCUCAGGAAGAUGCUGAUGCCGAAGAAAAGCGCGUGACAGAAUUGCUCGACAAGAAGCCUUCGACCGAACAGUGAUCGCAACGUGUGUGAAUCUCAGUUUUCAUUCAACAACGUCCAAUGGCAAACGUGGCUAGCUUCACGCCUACCGAUGAAUGCGUAAACACGAAGAGCUUGGAUACUUCACAUGGUACUCCAAGAUGUACUAUAUAUCAGAAAUACCAGAUCAGUCUCCAACAUCUUCUCACGUCCACCUCUUCCGUCGCUCCAUGAUCGUUGUCCAUCUAAGAAACUUCGCUUCACAACCUGAAGCCUCUCAGGUGCAUCCCAACUUCCUCCAAUAAGUCCCAGUCUUCGACGGGUACAGAAUUUUUCAAAGGGAAAAACGCUAUCAAUACUGGAAUUUCGUCUUGCGAUUGAUUAUUCGAGAGUUAUAUCUCGUGCAAAGUCUUUGCUUACCGGAUAUGUGUGGUUGUACCCUAUACGAUUCUCCAACAUGUGGCCACUCCUGGAUUUCCAUGAGUCAACCUUGCGGCUUUCUCUCCGAUCUCCUCAGCUGUCCAUAUCGCCAAACCUAUCAGACUUUGAUCGCACCGCCCUACACCUGUCCUAUGUGCAACGGCGGAUUUGCAGAUCGAGAGACAAUCGAAAUGGUGCAAGGACCUUGGGGUACUAACCAAAUGCUUCGAAACCAUGUUGGUGGCGGCUAUGCGAUUCCGGGUCAGUGGGGAAGUGCGCCAUUCAUGUCUGGUGGAUGGAGAGGUCCAGCAAUUACUUCAGGAACUACAUCUGGCGCUCUGAUGCCUAUACACCAUAGGAAUCAAGGCUUCACUUACGAUUACCGUCUUACUGGCCCUUAUAUGCCUCAAAACAUGAUGUCGCAUGCUCCGGUCAUCACGAGUGGACCGAUGAUGGGUAGUUCGGCAAUGGUUAUGAACGAACCGAUAAUACACGAUAAUGGGUUUGGCGGAUACGACGAUGGCUAUAUCAGCGAUUAUGGUGGAUACUAUGACGCUAGACGCAAGAAGAGGAGGCACAAGAGUCAUUACAAGUACAAGUAUACGGAUAAACCCGUAACCAACUGCACAGUUAUGUGAGCUGCUAGUGUGCUGGAGUCUGCGAGAUUAGCUGUGGAUUUCUGCCUCCACCAAAUAUAGUAGCUGACUCGUUGUUUAAUCAGAAGCAUAAGUCAGGAUGAGAGUGCCCUUGGAAUAGUCCGCCUAAGAGGUAGUCGAGGAUGCCAGAGUGAAGCAACCACUGUCCUGGUAGCGAAUCACCGGUACGCUUAGCUUUAGGGCAAGACCCUGCAUCCAGACCAGAAUGCCUUAGCCAACGGCUGGAGCACCCAAGAGCGCCCA